AUCAAGUUGAGUGAAUAAGAACAGAGCUCGGAGAGUGCCAUACUCUCCCGUGGACUAGUCCCGAAUCUCGGGGAUACCACGUAUAUCGUGUGUUGGUUUCGUUUUUGUUUAUCGUUCUUUAGUUAAGCCUGAUUUGUUAACAUGGUAUCAGAGCUUUCGUCUGGCGAUUCUGAUCGUCUUGUUGCUCGUUUGAACUCCAAGAAUUACGCUCUAUGGGAGUUCCAGUUCCGGAUCUUUGUUGAAGGCAAAGGCCUUCUUGGCUGGAUUGAUGGUUCAUCGGAGAAACCCGAUGUUGCGGCUCCGGCGGAGGACAUCGCUAAGUGGAAACAAGGUGAUGCCAAGGUUAAGUCUCUGAUAUUGGGGUCGGUUGAUCCGACCAUUGUGCUUGGGCUCCGGUUGAUGAAGGACGCGCGGUCAAUGUGGAAGCAUCUUGAGACCACGUAUUCUUCUCACAAUGUAGCUCGGCAGUUUGAAGUCCAGACUGCGCUCGAUCAUUUGGAGCAAGGCGAUCGAGAUAUUUCCACCUAUUAUAAUGAUGCUCAGGAGCUGUGGACUGAGCAAGAUUUGCUUACGGCGGCGCUGCGGUCCAAGGAAGCCUCGGCUGAAGUCAUGGAGGAACGCCAGCAGCAGCGCGUUCUUACGUUUUUGAUGCGGUUGCGUCCCGAAUACGAAGCUGUUCGUUCCUCUCUCAUUAAUCAGGAUGAGAUUGUCAUGGAUGGAGUGCUGGGCAAAUUGCUGCGGGAGGAGUCCCGCCUUCGUGCUCAAUCCAAGCUCGCGGCUCGUCCCGGUGAAGGUGAGGUCGUGUUCGCUGCUGCUGCCCCUGGGUCGUCGGCCGUUCCCCAGCAGGGAUCGCCGGCGCAAGCCUUCGCCGCCACUCGACCUCAAUUCCAGAACCGGGUGCCUGUGUCGGAACUGGAGUGCCACCAUUGUCACGUGAAAGGGCACUUACAGAAGCACUGCCGCCAGAGGAACAUGUGUGUUUAUUGCAAGAAACCGGGACACAUAGUCCUGGAGUGUCCUUCUUUGCAAAAUCGCCGGCGUUCCCGACCUGAUGCUGCUGGAGGCCCCUCGAACCCGGCGUUUGCUGCCCAGCCUGCUCCGUCCAUGGCGGGUCAACCAGUGCUCACGACUGAGGCCGUUGAAGGGCUGGUUCAAGCUGCUCUUCAGCGUUCUCUUCCGACGGCGCUAAGCUCGGCCUUUGCGUCUCUCCAAAUGUCAGGAAGAGAAGACGGGGAGGCAGGUCGGGCACGGGAGUAGACAUGGGCGCAUUUUUCAGUUGGAGGAGCUCUCGGAUCAAUCAUCCCGUAGUCAGUCUUCCUUUGCGUGUCCCUCGCAGUCUGUUUUUUCGUGUUCAGUUUUCUCGAGUCUUGCUGAUCAGAACUUGCAUCUUUGGCAUUCCCGUCUUGGUCACCCACAUUUGAGUCGGCUUGUAUCCAUG
This is a messenger RNA of Linum tenue, 1438 nucleotides long. Lineage: Eukaryota; Viridiplantae; Streptophyta; Magnoliopsida; Malpighiales; Linaceae. The record is from the annotation of a GenBank genome assembly.